Messenger RNA from Antechinus flavipes (yellow-footed antechinus), 1802 nucleotides. RefSeq names its product golgi associated olfactory signaling regulator (gene GFY). The record is from RefSeq and is a predicted model, not a curated record. NCBI's taxonomy places the organism in Eukaryota, Metazoa, Chordata, Mammalia, Dasyuromorphia, Dasyuridae. The coding region runs from base 863 to 1636 and encodes 257 amino acids. The transcript is spliced from 4 exons.
AGGGGAAGCGGGAACAACACUUGGAUGCCCCGGGAAAGAGGGGAGGAAAUCGCCCGCGGCCCCGCGUGGGGCGGAACAGCCAGGGAGCUUGGGCUCCUUCGCGCCUUCCCCGCUCUGUCCCUUUAAGAGCAGGGCCGGUCGCCAGGCACCGGGAUUCUCUAGGGAAGGACAGUCAGGUGCGUCACCCCCUCCCCAAGGCCCCGCCUGUCUCCUUGUCUCCACAGCUCACCUGCCGGGUCCAGCUUUGUACACCUGCUGCUGCUGCUCCUUCAGCCCUGCCCCAGGUGAGGCUCAGUUUGUGCGCUAUGAGAUCGCUGGGGCUCGUCUUCGUCUUCCUCUUCCUCCAUCUGAGCUCCCCAGGUUCGGAGGCAGCCCCCUCAGUUCCGCCGCCUCCGGAGCCCUCGAAGCCGUACCAAGCGGAGGUCCUUGGAGCGACCUCCCCUCCAGACACCCCCGCCCCGACCCCCCAGCAAUGGGAAUCGACUGAAGUCCCCCACUCUAUCCCCCCCAAAACUUCCCCAACAGAACCCUAUGAAAGCCCGGGCCCUGCUACUCCUGGGUUGGACAGCCAGAAUUCCUGGCAGUCUCGGGCCCUGUCCCGCCAACACCUUCCCAGCCAGAGUCCCACGAUCCCCUUGAGACUUUACAUCUAGGAGCUCCCACUUCUGACUCAGCCGCACACCCAGAGCCCCAUGCGAGCCCCAAUCCUGACCUCUCCGAGGCCCCCACCUCUGUCUCCCCAGAAGCCUCCGACACCCCUCUGAAAGCUUCCACCCCAGUGUCCCCUGGUGCCUCUAAGCAUGAGCCCUCGGGGACACCCGGCCCAGCUCCUGGGACCCCCAGCUCCGAACCCCCAGAAUCCAUGCACCCACAAACUUCUGAUCCCCCAGAGGUGCCGCAUCCAGACUCCUCCGUGGUUCUUCAGUCUGAGGGCCCAGAAACACCCCCCCCAGAAUCCCGAGCCAUCCCCAGCCCCGCCCUUCCAGAAGUGCCCCAUCUGCAGUCAGCGACCCCCACCAGAGCCAGCUCCCCACAAUUUUCCAUGACUAACCACUCUGGGUCUCCCGACACCCCCCGCCAAGAAUCCCGACAGCCAGACCCUCCACCCUCUCAAGGCCCUCAGGAUCCACUCCCCGCAGUCGCCCGGCUCCUGGAACCCCCGCCUCCCCCUGGUCCGCCAGCCCGGCCCAGACCCCUCCCGCGGCGCCAUGGAGACACUGUGAACACCAUCAUCGUAGUGGAGAGAGUUCAGGAGACUGGUGUGACCCUGGUGGGAAGGCCUCGGGGCGCGGGAGGCGGGGCUCUGUGCCUCUUCCUGGCCGGGGCCGGGCUCCUGCUCGGAGUUUUCCUGCUGCUUUGGUGUCUAUACCGCCGGGCUGCCCGUUCGAGACCCUUUGGCCACCACCGGCUGCCGAAUGACAGCGAUGAGCCGGCUCUGCACCUGGACGCCCCGAAGGAUCCUUAUGACCUCCACUUUUACGCUCCGGACGCCUGGGUUCCUUCCCACAUCGCCACCAAGCAGCCGCCCAGCACUCCCCCUCUGCCUCCCAAGCUGCCCCCGCCCCCGGGCAGGACCUCCUCGCCGCCGCGCCUGGAGCCCCUCUCCCCCGCUGCUCUGCCCAACAACUUCAUGUGAGCCCGAGCUGGGGCCCCGAACCCUGGCUCCUACCCAGCAUGCUUUGCGCUUGUAGUCCUGACUCGGGUGGGGGGAGGUUGGGGAGGGAGGGGGAGAGUCUGAGGUGCUUUGGCUUCCGUUCCCGGAGACGCCAUUGACUCCGAAUUAAAAAGGAUCGUCUCCAGCA